GGAGCCCCGGGCUGCCCGCGGGUGCCGCUACAGGGAUAGCGGGGCAUGGUGAGCGCCGAGGCGACUCUGGGGUGCAGAAAGGCAGCGGAGCCCGAGGGACAGCGCCGGGACUGGGAAGAGAAACGCCGAAGCCCCUGCGAGCGCGGAAAGCGCCGCCGUCGGCGAGGGAACCGUUAGAGCAGCGCAGCGGGGACGGCGCCGGGCACUGCAAAAAAGAAAAUAGCAGGAAACUGUUAGAACAUUCACAUAAGACAUGGAAGGGGAAAAAAAAAGAGAAGAAAGGAAGGCACUCUGGGGUCCAGGCUUCACGCUCUAAAAAGGUCACAGGAGAGCAUCUCUGGUCCUCCUGGUGCCGUCUUUCACUUUGCGCUUCAUAGCACUGAGAAUUCUGCAUCCAAGCCUCAAGUCUCCUGCUCAACCCUGCAGUGGCAGGCACCAGGUGCCGCACCUGCUCCAGAUGCGGAAGCAAGUGGGGAAGAAGAUCCUGCCCUGCAAUACGGAUAGCUCUGAUUACUCUCAGCUCCAGAGUCUCGAAGAACAGCUCCCUUCUGGGUCUUUAGAAAGCUUCUGCCUGCACACUUCUGGCAGGGAGAACAGAGAUUUCCCCGUGGCAUACACUUUGCAAAUUUCAAACCCACCUCUGCUUGAAUUCCUGCCAACAAAAUUGCACUACACAUGCAAUUUUAGCUUUGUGCCAGUCACUGGAGUGCUUUGGCUGUGGUGAGGACACAGGUGGUGGUGGGAGCAGAAUGCGUAAGGCGGACUUUCAGGGAGAACCUGAGCUUUUUUGUUCAGGAGUUUGCUGAUGUUGCAUUCUGACUGUGGCAGUUUUCCAGCAGGAGUUGGUCAGACUAACACUGCAGGAAGAGUGGCCUAUUUUGCGAAGGCUUGCCUAUGAGGUGCAGUAUGGGAAGUGGGAGAGCAGUUUAGUGCGAAUGGAUGAAAUCUGGGCAGGUUGUAGGUAGGUUUUGAGCAGGUUGUAGGUGCCCGUUAGGUGCAGCGUAGAGGGCAAAGUUGACUUGGUGUGUGUGGUGCAAUGGGAUUGGUGUGGAAAGCUGCUCAGAGGUGGGUUUUGCAAGUGACGCCAAGAUCCACGACCCAGCUGCCUACUUCAGGCCUUUUUCCUCUGCCUACCUGGGCUGAGGAGGGCCGUGCAGAGCUGCACUGUUACCGGGUCCCACAGGAGUGGACCAGUGCCGGCUCGAACCAAGGCAAAUUCCUGAAAAACCGUAACGAAGGGGGAGAAGAUCUGGAGCUGAGUCAGAACAUAGACCACUGUGCAAAGGGGCCACGCUUCAACAGCCAACUACCCCACACUUGGAAGACGGUGGCCCAACACUGGGUGUGUGCGUCACCGUGAGAUUGCAGGAGCAGCUGCAGGAGAAGGCCUGGAUGGAGGGAGUGGCCAAGGCAAGCGGCUCUCAGAGAAGAAAGAAGAGGAAGUCCACAGUGAGCUUGAAAAGCCAAAGAGAAAGAUUUGAAGGCUGAACGGGGGGGGCCUCAAGAGGGGGCAAGAAGAGAGGAAGGAGAGCGGAAGAGCGGAAGACUGAAGCGGAGGGAAGAGCAAGGCACUCUGGGCACAGGGACCUCCCUGUAAGCAGGGCUCAGGUCCGCUGAGAGCAUCGCUGGCACUGUUGGUGCCCUUUGUUACUUUGCGCUGGGCGCCCUGCCUGCAGCCAGGGCUCGGGUCUUUGAUGUUUCUUGGUGGCCUUUUUGCCACGUGGCUCCUUCAGCUGCCUGGGGAGAGUGACGACCCUGUAAGGAGGGUGAGAGGCGCUCUCCCCUCACCCGCGGGGGAACUUGAGCUCUCUGGACCCCCUUCCCACCCUGUAAGCAGGGGUGGGCCCCUCGCCCCGCGGCUUUCCGCCUGCUGACAACCUGGCCAGCGUGACGGCCCCGUAAGCGGGGUGUCUGUCACAGCAUCUGCCUUUGGGCAAGCUCUGAGGCGCCUGGUGAUGGUGAGGGCUCUGGCCUCCGUGCGAGCUGGGGGCAAGUCGGAGCCUCUCUCGUGCUCGUGGGUGAGCGUCUGGGGGCGUUGAUCUCGGCUGCCCUGGGUCCUCUUGCCCUCCUGGAAAGUCAUGUUUGCGUGCGUGUGCGCGUGUUGGUGUGCGUGCCUGGGGGUGAGUGAGUGAGCGAGCUUGCGCUUAGGCUCCAUGUGCUAAUACUGCAGCGUACCUAACCUACACUUCCCAGGAGAGCAAGCGGAAGUCUGGGUGCAGCAGGAGCUCGAUGCUGCCUGGUGCCCUGCGUCGCGGGAGAGCCCAGGCCUGGCCCUGGCUGCCGGAGGGCAGAGUUAAGCCACUCACAAAGGCGGUGGGCGGUGCGACCUGCCCGUAGUGAGGGCCUAGGUCUCUGCCGGCAUGGCGCUCUGUCCUGCUGGCAGGCUGGCCAGCGUGACAAGCCUGUGAGCAGGGCGAGCGUCACGAGCUGUGGAGCCCCGUGUCACCCGGAGCAGCUUGCCCUCCCCGUAAGUGGGGGCCGGGGUGCCGGCACAGGAGUGCGGCCUGCUGCUGUAGCCAGCAACGAGGAAUGACCCCUCCCUGCCCCUUUAGAAGAGGGCAGGUUGAGGAAGCGCUCUGCAAGAGGGGCCGGCGCAGGACAGCCUGCCGCCUGUUCUCCUGGUGGGACCUGCCCGCGGCCGGGGCUGAGGUGGGUGCCUGGGCUCCCGAAGGCGAGGCGUUGUGCGUCAGCCAGCACGGCCAGCCCGUAAGCGGGGCGUGGCUGAGAGCCCGCCGCUUUGGAGGGCUUGGCGCUAGUGCGGAGCGGUGAGGGUGAGCGCCCUGUAAGGAGGGCUCCGCUGCCGGGCUGUGGAGAGUCAUUCCUGUUGCUGUGGGGGACGGCCGAGCUCUUGGACUCCCCGGGUGUCGACCCGCCUGUAGUCAGGGCCGGGGUCGCGGGGCCUUUGUGCCCAGCUGGCAGCUUGCUCGGGGUGACCGGCCUGUGAGUGGGGCCUAGGUCCGAGUGGCCCCGACGCUGAGAAGAGGAGCCUCCCGCGGGCCCAGGGCUGCCCUGUGACUCGGGGACUGGCUGGGGUGCCGAGGGCUGUGCUGUCCAGCCGGUGGCGCGAGCCGCCUGUAGGCAGGGGUGAAGUCUCUUUGGCCACCGCUGGUCAUGGCCAGCUACGGGUGCCCAGAGUGCCAGCCUCCCAGCCACGCUUCAGCACCGCCCUCGGGCAUCCCGCAGCCCCAGCUGCGGUGCAGGCGGCCGGACACCUGCUGUCCCGAAGACGGGCCAGUCGAGUCGGCAGCAGUUGCUGGUUCACAACACCAGGAAUUGUACCCCCAGGCCUCAAGUCUCCUGCUCAACCCUGCAGUGGCAGGCACCAGGUGCUGGUAAGCACCUGCUCCAGAUGCGGAAGCAAGUGGGGAAGAAGAUCCUGCCCUGCAAUACGGAUAGCUCUGAUUACUCUCAGCUCCAGAGUCUCGAAGAACAGCUCCCUUCUGGGUCUUUAGAAAGCUUCUGCCUGCACACUUCUGGCAGGGAGAACAGAGAUUUCCCCGUGGCAUACACUUUGCAAAUUUCAAACCCACCUCUGCUUGAAUUCCUGCCAACAAAAUUGCACUACACAUGCAAUUUUAGCUUUGUGCCAGUCACUGGAGUGUUUUGGCUGUGGUGAGGACACAGGUGGUGGUGGGAGCAGAAUGCGUAAGGCGGACUUUCAGGGAGAACCUGAGCUUUUUUGUUCAGGAGUUUGCUGAUGUUGCAUUCUGACUGUGGCAGUUUUCCAGCAGGAGUUGGUCAGACUAACACUGCAGGAAGAGUGGCCUAUUUUGCGAAGGCUUGCCUAUGAGGUGCAGUAUGGGAAGUGGGAGAGCAGUUUAGUGCGAAUGGAUGAAAUCUGGGCAGGUUGUAGGUAGGUUUGGAGCAGGUUGUAGGUGCCCGUUAGGUGCAGCGUAGAGGGCAAAGUUGACUUGGUGUGUGUGGUGCAAUGGGAUUGGUGUGGAAAGCUGCUCAGAGGUGGGUUUUGCGAGUGACGCCAAGAUCCACGACCCAGCUGCCUACUUCAGGCCUUUUUCCUCUGCCUACCUGGGCUGAGGAGGGCCGUGCAGAGCUGCACUGUUACCGGGUCCCACAGGAGUGGACCAGUGCCGGCUCGAACCAAGGCAAAUUCCCGAAAAACCAUAACGAAGGGGGAGAAGAUCUGGAGCUGAGUCAGAACAUAGACCACUGUGCAAAGGGGCCACGCUUCAACAGCCAACUACCCCACACUUGGAAGACGGUGGCCCAACACUGGGUGUGUGCGUCACCGUGAGAUUGCAGGAGCAGCUGCAGGAGAAGGCCUGGAUGGAGGGAGUGGCCAAGGCAAGCGGCUCUCAGAGAAGAAAGAAGAGGAAGUCCAUAGUGAGCUUGAAAAGCCAAAGAGGAAGAUUUGAAGGCUGAACGGGGGGGGCCUCAAGAGGGGGCAAGAAGAGAGGAAGGAGAGCGGAAGAGCGGAAGACUGAAGCGGAGGGAAGAGCAAGGCACUCUGGGCACAGGGACCUCCCUGUAAGCAGGGCUCAGGUCCGCUGAGAGCAUCGCUGGCACUGUUGGUGCCCUUUGUUACUUUGCGCUGGGCGCCCUGCCUGCAGCCAGGGCUCGGGUCUUUGAUGUUUCUUGGUGGCCUUUUUGCCACGUGGCUCCUUCAGCUGCCUGGGGAGAGUGACGACCCUGUAAGGAGGGUGAGAGGCGCUCUCCCCUCACCCGCGGGGGAACUUGAGCUCUCUGGACCCCCUUCCCACCCUGUAAGCAGGGGUGGGCCCCUCGCCCCGCGGCUUUCCGCCUGCUGACAACCUGGCCAGCGUGACGGCCCCGUAAGCGGGGUGUCUGUCACAGCAUCUGCCUUUGGGCAAGCUCUGAGGCGCCUGGUGAUGGUGAGGGCUCUGGCCUCCGUGCGAGCUGGGGGCAAGUCGGAGCCUCUCUCGUGCUCGUGGGUGAGCGUCUGGGGGCGUUGAUCUCGGCUGCCCUGGGUCCUCUUGCCCUCCUGGAAAGUCAUGUUUGCGUGCGUGUGCGCGUGUUGGUGUGCGUGCCUGGGGGUGAGUGAGUGAGCGAGCUUGCGCUUAGGCUCCAUGUGCUAAUACUGCAGCGUACCUAACCUACACUUCCCAGGAGAGCAAGCGGAAGUCUGGGUGCAGCAGGAGCUCGAUGCUGCCUGGUGCCCUGCGUCGCGGGAGAGCCCAGGCCUGGCCCUGGCUGCCGGAGGGCAGAGUUAAGCCACUCACAAAGGCGGUGGGCGGUGCGACCUGCCCGUAGUGAGGGCCUAGGUCUCUGCCGGCAUGGCGCUCUGUCCUGCUGGCAGGCUGGCCAGCGUGACAAGCCUGUGAGCAGGGCGAGCGUCACGAGCUGUGGAGCCCCGUGUCACCCGGAGCAGCUUGCCCUCCCCGUAAGUGGGGGCCGGGGUGCCGGCACAGGAGUGCGGCCUGCUGCUGUAGCCAGCAACGAGGAAUGACCCCUCCCUGCCCCUUUAGAAGAGGGCAGGUUGAGGAAGCGCUCUGCAAGAGGGGCCGGCGCAGGACAGCCUGCCGCCUGUUCUCCUGGUGGGACCUGCCCGCGGCCGGGGCUGAGGUGGGUGCCUGGGCUCCCGAAGGCGAGGCGUUGUGCGUCAGCCAGCACGGCCAGCCCGUAAGCGGGGCGUGGGUGAGAGCCCGCCGCUUUGGAGGGCUUGGCGCUAGUGCGGAGCGGUGAGGGUGAGCGCCCUGUAAGGAGGGCUCCGCUGCCGGGCUGUGGAGAGUCAUUCCUGUUGCUGUGGGGGACGGCUGAGCUCUUGGACUCCCCGGGUGUCGACCCGCCUGUAGUCAGGGCCGGGGUCGCGGGGCCUUUGUGCCCAGCUGGCAGCUUGCUCGGGGUGACCGGCCUGUGAGUGGGGCCUAGGUCCGAGUGGCCCCGACGCUGAGAAGAGGAGCCUCCCGCGGGCCCAGGGCUGCCCUGUGACUCGGGGACUGGCUGGGGUGCCGAGGGCUGUGCUGUCCAGCCGGUGGCGCGAGCCGCCUGUAGGCAGGGGUGAAGUCUCUUUGGCCACCGCUGGUCAUGGCCAGCUACGGGUGCCCAGAGUGCCAGCCUCCCAGCCACGCUUCAGCACCGCCCUCGGGCAUCCCGCAGCCCCAGCUGCGGUGCAGGCGGCCGGACACCUGCUGUCCCGAAGACGGGCCAGUCGAGUCGGCAGCAGUUGCUGGUUCACAACACCAGGAAUUGUACCCCCAGGCCUCAAGUCUCCUGCUCAACCCUGCAGUGGCAGGCACCAGGUGCUGCACCUGCUCCAGAUGCGGAAGCAAGUGGGGAAGAAGAUCCUGCCCUGCAAUACGGAUAGCUCUGAUUACUCUCAGCUCCAGAGUCUCGAAGAACAGCUCCCUUCUGGGUCUUUAGAAAGCUUCUGCCUGCACACUUCUGGCAGGGAGAACAGAGAUUUCCCCGUGGCAUACACUUUGCAAAUUUCAAACCCACCUCUGCUUGAAUUCCUGCCAACAAAAUUGCACUACACAUGCAAUUUUAGCUUUGUGCCAGUCACUGGAGUGUUUUGGCUGUGGUGAGGACACAGGUGGUGGUGGGAGCAGAAUGCGUAAGGCGGACUUUCAGGGAGAACCUGAGCUUUUUUGUUCAGGAGUUUGCUGAUGUUGCAUUCUGACUGUGGCAGUUUUCCAGCAGGAGUUGGUCAGACUAACACUGCAGGAAGAGUGGCCUAUUUUGCGAAGGCUUGCCUAUGAGGUGCAGUAUGGGAAGUGGGAGAGCAGUUUAGUGCGAAUGGAUGAAAUCUGGGCAGGUUGUAGGUAGGUUUUGAGCAGGUUGUAGGUGCCCGUUAGGUGCAGCGUAGAGGGCAAAGUUGACUUGGUGUGUGUGGUGCAAUGGGAUUGGUGUGGAAAGCUGCUCAGAGGUGGGUUUUGCGAGUGACGCCAAGAUCCACGACCCAGCUGCCUACUUCAGGCCUUUUUCCUCUGCCUACCUGGGCUGAGGAGGGCCGUGCAGAGCUGCACUGUUACCGGGUCCCACAGGAGUGGACCAGUGCCGGCUCGAACCAAGGCAAAUUCCCGAAAAACCAUAACGAAGGGGGAGAAGAUCUGGAGCUGAGUCAGAACAUAGACCACUGUGCAAAGGGGCCACGCUUCAACAGCCAACUACCCCACACUUGGAAGACGGUGGCCCAACACUGGGUGUGUGCGUCACCGUGAGAUUGCAGGAGCAGCUGCAGGAGAAGGCCUGGAUGGAGGGAGUGGCCAAGGCAAGCGGCUCUCAGAGAAGAAAGAAGAGGAAGUCCACAGUGAGCUUGAAAAGCCAAAGAGAAAGAUUUGAAGGCUGAACGGGGGGGGCCUCAAGAGGGGGCAAGAAGAGAGGAAGGAGAGCGGAAGAGCGGAAGACUGAAGCGGAGGGAAGAGCAAGGCACUCUGGGCACAGGGACCUCCCUGUAAGCAGGGCUCAGGUCCGCUGAGAGCAUCGCUGGCACUGUUGGUGCCCUUUGUUACUUUGCGCUGGGCGCCCUGCCUGCAGCCAGGGCUCGGGUCUUUGAUGUUUCUUGGUGGCCUUUUUGCCACGUGGCUCCUUCAGCUGCCUGGGGAGAGUGACGACCCUGUAAGGAGGGUGAGAGGCGCUCUCCCCUCACCCGCGGGGGAACUUGAGCUCUCUGGACCCCCUUCCCACCCUGUAAGCAGGGGUGGGCCCCUCGCCCCGCGGCUUUCCGCCUGCUGACAACCUGGCCAGCGUGACGGCCCCGUAAGCGGGGUGUCUGUCACAGCAUCUGCCUUUGGGCAAGCUCUGAGGCGCCUGGUGAUGGUGAGGGCUCUGGCCUCCGUGCGAGCUGGGGGCAAGUCGGAGCCUCUCUCGUGCUCGUGGGUGAGCGUCUGGGGGCGUUGAUCUCGGCUGCCCUGGGUCCUCUUGCCCUCCUGGAAAGUCAUGUUUGCGUGCGUGUGCGCGUGUUGGUGUGCGUGCCUGGGGGUGAGUGAGUGAGCGAGCUUGCGCUUAGGCUCCAUGUGCUAAUACUGCAGCGUACCUAACCUACACUUCCCAGGAGAGCAAGCGGAAGUCUGGGUGCAGCAGGAGCUCGAUGCUGCCUGGUGCCCUGCGUCGCGGGAGAGCCCAGGCCUGGCCCUGGCUGCCGGAGGGCAGAGUUAAGCCACUCACAAAGGCGGUGGGCGGUGCGACCUGCCCGUAGUGAGGGCCUAGGUCUCUGCCGGCAUGGCGCUCUGUCCUGCUGGCAGGCUGGCCAGCGUGACAAGCCUGUGAGCAGGGCGAGCGUCACGAGCUGUGGAGCCCCGUGUCACCCGGAGCAGCUUGCCCUCCCCGUAAGUGGGGGCCGGGGUGCCGGCACAGGAGUGCGGCCUGCUGCUGUAGCCAGCAACGAGGAAUGACCCCUCCCUGCCCCUUUAGAAGAGGGCAGGUUGAGGAAGCGCUCUGCAAGAGGGGCCGGCGCAGGACAGCCUGCCGCCUGUUCUCCUGGUGGGACCUGCCCGCGGCCGGGGCUGAGGUGGGUGCCUGGGCUCCCGAAGACGAGGCGUUGUGCGUCAGCCAGCACGGCCAGCCCGUAAGCGGGGCGUGGCUGAGAGCCCGCCGCUUUGGAGGGCUUGGCGCUAGUGCGGAGCGGUGAGGGUGAGCGCCCUGUAAGGAGGGCUCCGCUGCCGGGCUGUGGAGAGUCAUUCCUGUUGCUGUGGGGGACGGCCGAGCUCUUGGACUCCCCGGGUGUCGACCCGCCUGUAGUCAGGGCCGGGGUCGCGGGGCCUUUGUGCCCAGCUGGCAGCUUGCUCGGGGUGACCGGCCUGUGAGUGGGGCCUAGGUCCGAGUGGCCCCGACGCUGAGAAGAGGAGCCUCCCGCGGGCCCAGGGCUGCCCUGUGACUCGGGGACUGGCUGGGGUGCCGAGGGCUGUGCUGUCCAGCCGGUGGCGCGAGCCGCCUGUAGGCAGGGGUGAAGUCUCUUUGGCCACCGCUGGUCAUGGCCAGCUACGGGUGCCCAGAGUGCCAGCCUCCCAGCCACGCUUCAGCACCGCCCUCGGGCAUCCCGCAGCCCCAGCUGCGGUGCAGGCGGCCGGACACCUGCUGUCCCGAAGACGGGCCAGUCGAGUCGGCAGCAGUUGCUGCACCUGAACAGAUGGCAAAACAACUGGACUAGAAGAUCCUUCCAACCAAUGCAGCGACUAUGGAGUACUUUCAGCUUCACGGUACUGAAGAGCAUUUCCUUUUGUGUCUUUACACAACUUCUGCAGCUCCUCACCAAAGAUGUGAAGCAGCGGCUGGGAUGUCAAGGGGAAGGUGCAACAGAAGUGAAGAGACACCCCUUUUUCAAGAGCAUGAAUUUCAAGCGGUUAGAAGCAGGAAUGCUGGAUCCUCCCUUUGUCCCCGAUCCCAGAGCAGUAUAUUGCAAGGAUGUGUUAGACAUCGAGCAAUUCUCCACAGUGAAAGGAGUAAACCUGGACCAAACAGAUGAUGAUUUCUAUUCCAAGUUUUCCACAGGAUCAGUCUCUAUUCCGUGGCAAAAUGAGAUGAUAGAAACAGAGUGUUUCAAAGAACUAAAUGUGUUUGGACCAAAUGGUACUAUUUCACCAGACCUAAAUAAAAGCUACCCCCCAGAGCCACCCAAGAAAGGAUUGCUACAGAGAAUAUUUAAACGACAGCAUCAGAACAAUUCGAGGAGUUCUCCAAAUUCAAAGGCCAGUUUAAAUCACCACAUAAAUUCAAAUCAUGUAAGUUCAAACUCCACUGGAAGCAGCUAGUUCCAGCUGAGUUUUUUGAAACAACAUGUUGCAUCCUUCCACUAUAAUCUAUGGAGCUUCUACGGAGGAGAGAGCAUCCACCGUUGAGUGAAGAGAAAAAAAGGAUCUCCCCAAAAUGGAGAUUUUCUGUCCAUUCCUUUCGGUGGAGCCUCACAUUUCAAGAAGAAAUUUCCACUCAGGUCUGUUUUUGGAGGUGGCACUCAAGACUGUGUGAAUCAAAUUUGUCUGUUUAGAACAUUGCAAUAGAAAUUCAAUGAACAUGACUACUUGCACGUAUUUAAAUAGCAUCAUGCUAGAACUGAAUUUUGUCUUUGUUAUUUUUAAAGAAAAGUUUUGUAAAUUUCUCUAUUGUCUCAGUUUACAUUUUGUACAUUUGUAUUUAAAUGAAAGUCAGACUUUGGAGGUGUAUAUUUUCCAAGCAGCAGCUGUAAAGCCAUGUGUUUUAAGACUUUUUUUAAAAAGAAAAAGAAAUGUGAUUCAAGACUUCCAGAGCCUCAAAUGAGAAAUUCUUCUUUUUAGUAAUUCUAGAAAAUUAUUCAUAUUCACUUUAUCAGACUGGGUUUUAUUGACAUGCAUUUUUAUGGAACAGUUUAUUCUUAAUUAUUUUACGUUGGUAUAUUUGGUUUACAGCAACACUGCAUACAUUUCUCCACUUCAUUAAUUUGUAAUGUUUCACAUUAAAUGCUAAAAGAUACUGAUAAGGCUUUGAUGCAUUCAAGAAUAUGACUUGCUAUGCCUAAGGUUUGUGAUGUCAUGGGACCAGCACAGCUGAGAUUGGCACUUACUUAUGCUGUUAGAUCAUCAUAAAUUUUUUGGUUUGAAAGGGAACCCUGUUUUAAGCCCUUUUCCUUCACUGUUUUUUGUGCUGUUUCUAGUGAGAGAAAGAACAAAAUUGAAUGAGAGGUGACCAGGAAAGCAACUGAUCAUUUGUUUUUCAAGGACUUGAAACUUGCACCCACUGAAAUAAGAGCAAAAUUUUAAGUGAUUUCAGUGUUACAGUCAGAAGUUCAAGGCAUUUCCACAGUUGCUCAUAUCCAGCAGGUAGCAAGAGAGAAAUUCAGUAGUCUGUUUUGUGCUGACCAUGAGAUUCAUGUCAGCUUUCUAGAGCUGAGCUAUGGAGGUUCAGAAUGGGAUCUGACCUGCUUAUGUCACAUCACAUCUAUUUUUAUUUUACUUGUCUCCAUUUUUGAGCAGUAGUAGAACCUGUAGGUUGUGUCUGCACUUAGGGUUCUUUUAUGUGUGAAGUGUCAUGUCAAACACACCAUGUCUCAUCCCCUCAAUUAAGACCUCAACUUAAUUGAAUAAAAUGUCAAUUAUGAAAUAAUAGCUCCCACUUUUGGUUCCAUCAUUCUUUGUCCAGGAUCCUUUAACCAUUGUGGAAAACAUUCUUCCCGCUAGUAUAAACAGGAUCAGUAGCAGUACCUCAGGCACCAAAGUUAUGGUCUUCUCAAGUAUACUAGUAUCUAUUAUUAAGAAUGCCAGAUCAGAUAUAAAAUAUCAUUGCUUCCCUUCAAGAGGAAUUGGAAAAACUUUGUCCCCCAAGUGCAGACAAGGUCUACAUAGUCCAAAGUGUUCUGUAAAACAGGUUGGUUCACCAUGCUCUUUACAACGCUGGCUAGACAGGACUGAUCAUUUUACACUUUUGUGUCAAUAAGGAACAUCUGAUGGUCAGCCUGGUGUGUCUAAAACUCUGUUAGCUAAUAGUGCAGCUAUCCCUGGGCACAAGGAAGCACUGUUCCAGCAGAAGUCUAAGUAGGUGAAAUUCAUUAGACUGUCACAUAUAUGUUCUCUCUGGCCAGUGCAGAAAGGAAGAAGAUGCAGGUUAGUAGUGGCAAAGCUGUGAAUGAGAAAGUGACAUGAAUUACUAAAACAGCUUGAGGUCAUGAGGGGGGAGAAAUAGAACAGGGUCAGAAUUUGCAUAAAGCUGAAAAAAGUCAAAGAAGGGAGACGAUGCUUGGGCACCUUUAUCAGGAGCAAAGUAUGUUAAGAUGAAAGCAUGCCUCAUUCCAAAAGCCUCCAGUUUUCUUGGUCAUUGGUAGACAUGCAGGGAAGCUCUGUAAAUGUGCCAUAAUAUCACCAGGAAUCCGUUUCCCUUCUUCCUUCAGGUCAGUGUGUCCAGAAAAUCCCUGUGCCCAGUGUAGACGGCGCUCAGGGAGAGCUUCAGCCACUCUCCUAUGUCAGAUGAUGGCACUGCAGAUCUUAGCAAGGUGCGAGAUUGUAAGGAGACAGGAGGAGAUGAAAGUUAUGGGUAAUUUUCUCUCUGGAUCAGCCAUAAACUGAAACUAUAAUGGUUUCAGGAGGGGAAUGAAAUAUUGCGGGGGGUGAAAGCAACUAGGCCUGUUACCUGUAGCUCCGUUCUCAUAGCCUGACAUAAAGCUACAAGAAGAACCUGAUCGGUCAUUUUAACAUGCUUUGGAUAAAGACACACUUGCUCUGGGAGAUUUUCACAGGCAUUCUUCAGUGACACAUGGGAUUUCACCUCAUUUCAGGAAAUGUAGGUGAGAAGUGGAAGAACAGAUCUUAGCCAAACCACUGGUGUAUAUCAGUGUACCUGAGACAAGGCACACACAUUAGUUCUUGGACAACUGCUAAUGUCAUGCAACUCUAAUCUGUUUUUAAUCACUCUAAGACAUCACCUCUUAACAGUAUUGUGUGCAGUAUGUUUGUACACUGCCAGCUGACUUUGUCCUGUGCAUAGAUGCCAGGGAAGGGGGGUGCUGGGUGACAGCUAGAGCAUAGGACUAAGCUCUUGUUCCACCGCUGCCGUUAUCUCACUUUGCAGCAACAGAGAAGCAUAUUCUCCCAUCAGAAAAAUGUGGUUGAUAAUAUCUACCUACCACUCUGGGGGAGAGAAAAAGGGGGUUGUGGGAAGGCUUAGCCCAUGUUUCAUGUUUCCCCAAUGUUUUAUGGGAUAAAGCUGAUAAGACCACAGCUUUUCACCCAAGAGUUUCAUUUUCUACAUGUUAGCAAUUUGUCACAUGAAGACUAGAUUUUCUUCUUUUUUUUUACCAUCUCUCUUUCGGGAAAUAAAAUCCUAAUUAUAACAAAGCCUUUACUGAAAGCUGGUGAGCAAAUUGCAAAUAGAUUGUACAUGACCAUAUACCUCUUAGGUGAUCAGUUUUAACUAGUGGUGGAUGACUUUUUGAUAAGACAACAGUGAAUGAUAGCAAAUGACAUGAUUAUUGGAAAUGGAUACUCUCUCUCAGUAUGGCUGUAAACAGGAUUCCAGGCUUGUGCCCUGGGCGACAUCCGUCCUGAGAAUGGAGCUCCUCUCUGCCCCUUCUGCUGUCCUUAUACUGGGACAGUUCCCUAUUCAGCACCUCUAGAAUAUUAGCAGUAGGAACACAAGGACAGUGCAAAAUCCUGGAGUGGACAAGCGCUGUGUUCAGUGAGUCCUGAGAGCUUGUAAAUCCUUGGAGGAGAUUAUUCUAUGGUUACAUGUCUUGAACCCUCAAGAUGAUGUGGAAUAAGGAUUCUUAUGUCCAGCUUGUGCUAAAGAGUCAAUCCUGCAAUGAAGUCCCAGCCCCUGGGGAGCAGAGAGUGAGUAAAGGGAAAGACAGACAACAAGACCAAGGCAAAACUUUUAACAGUAUUAUGAUGCUUGGACAGCAGUAUUGUGAUACACUUUCAGUAUCCAGGACUCGAAAGAUUCAAUCAAUGUCGUACAUCACCAGUGCUGACAAACUGGGAAUCUUUUGGUCAGGGUCUGCCUACAAUAACAAAUUGUGCAGGUGGUGGUGGUGGUGGUGGUUGUUGUUGUUGUUGUUGUUGUUGUUGUUCAGCUCAUCUCACACCCAAGACCAGGAUAGACCACAGUUCUUCACUUCCUUUGUGUGACCAGGUGCGAUUUCAGCACACAGCUCUAGGGCUGAAGCCCUACUGAGGCAAUCCCCUGCACAGCCAGGCUCCCACAGACACUUGAAAUUUGUCUCCGUGGAGUCAAAUACUUGUACUUCAUUGAAGAAACACUGGGAACCAUGAGUGUUCAGCAAUUCUGGAAAAAACAGGCUUGUAAUUUCAUCAUACAACCUUGGAGAGCAUUUACAAGGGAGUAUGCAGCAUUUUGAUUCAGCAUGAAUAGUUUUUGAGGUGGCUUUGUGCAUAAAAAAGGAGUAGAAAGCAGUAGUUGUUUAAUACCUUUCCAGCCUGAUUAAUUUUCUAUAUCAUCUUCCCAAUUACAAUACAGUUUCUUUUGAAAAAUGGACAAAUUUAGAUCUGGUUGUUUGUUUUAAAUAGACUGAUGAGCAAAUAUAGCUCUUUUUAGUAGUUGGAAAACUUUUGCAUAUUGAUCCUAAAUUGUGCAAAUAAGUCUGUUAUUUUUAAGUCUUUACUAAGUAGUCUGAUGAACAUUUAUCAAACUAUGAGCUUUAUGAUUCAAAAGUUCUCUAUUCAUCUUCUAUGGUACCUCAAGAUUUACUUAAGUCUUGUAGCAGUCGUCUUCUGCUCUCGCUGGAUGACAGACUUUUUAGACUUAUGAGUAAUGAAGGAAAAACACCAAAUAAUAAACCCUUACGUACGCACGCUUGACCUGGAUUAUCUAAAAAGGGUUUUUUACAAGAAUGGCUGUGACUCAGAUGUUGUUCCUGAACAGAAAUGUGUGUGUUAAGAUAGAAAAGGUGUGAAGAUAAUCAAGCCAAACAGGUACUGGAGAUCAAACUGAAUGUUAGUGAAAUGCAGAAUUCAGUAUUGCAGUUUUCAUCUGGCCCUACUGAUUACAGCUUCCUGGUAACUGACAGUUCAGAGGCACUUCCAGGUGCCUGUAACAAUUUGAUUCUGUCUCAAUUUACAGUCAUCACCUCCCCUAGAAACUAUGGCUAGCAGUGCUGUAAGCAAUAGGUUGCCAAACUUCACUAACAUUGCUAGUGUCUUAUUCUAAGACACUGAUUCUUAAUUUUGUUCAAAUAGAACUCAGCCUGCAAACUGGACUCUUUAUCUGUCCAAGCCUCACAUUUCAAAUCCAGUUGCUGUUAACUUUUUUCAGUCACGAUGACACAGCUAAAAUGAAAACCAGUCCAUAAUACCAGGAGAGGACAAAAAAAGACAGAGAGGCCAUGAGCACUGAAGUACAGUGUGAAACCUACCUUUAAAUGUGUCUCUUCAUUAAGUGUCAAAUGGCAGUUACUAUACAUCACAUUCUUCCUUGGUUGGUCACAUGAAACCCAAAGUUUCUGGAGUAGCUUGAAAUUACUCAAGGUCAUAUUAAGUAGAGGGUCUGGCCCACGGCUCAAAGGCAAUAUUGUCUGCUUGAGCGAGUCAGAUGUAACAAUUCAAAGAGGCAAGUAGGUGCCCGUUCAGCCUGUAUGAACAGCCAUUGCACAGAUCAGUGUUCCCACAUAUCUGAGCCUCAAUAGGUAGGUCUCAUCAUAGACUUUUUUGGAAGAGCAGUAAAUGAGAUGCACACCUUUAUAGCAUAGCUGCUUCUUCUCAUGGACAUCUGUGGAAUGGGUGGCUCAGAUCUGGCCCGUGAAACCUGACUUCAUUGUGGACAAGAUACGGCUGUUUCAACCUUUGGUCCACAGUUAGUUGUGACUGUUUUCUGUUCAGAUUCGUAAUAUUCACUUGUUAAGCAUCUCAGUGCAGACAAAAUCAUGCAUCAGACAUUUCCAGGCAUUUUCCAUACGAUCUUUGAGAAGACUGGAUUUUGCUUUGGACAAACAUUCUUCGGUUAGUCUGCCCCUAGGGAUCUAGACCAUCUUCCUUAAUGUGUGUAGCAUGAAGCACAAAAGGACCUGCAGAAGCUCAAGGAGUCCAGAAUAAAAAUAAUCGAUACCUAGGUAACAGGUGCCAGCUUCAUAAAAACACCACUUGGCCUUCUUGUCUGGCCCUGCAGCAGAGAAGUCCAGUGGUGAACAGACUAAAAGAUUCUCCUGCUGAGGAUUGUCCUAGUCUGUCUCAGGCUGAAGGGAGGUACAUUUGGCGGUGAAGACUGGGAGAAGCUGUUUCCAUUCAAUGACUACACGGAAAACAGAAGAUUCCAGAGCUGUCAGUGUCAAACCUUCCACAAAUAUGACCUGCAAUUUAAAAUACUACUAGCCAUUUAGAAUAAGAAUAAUAACUACUGCUACCCUUGCGCUAAAUGAGAGAAAGAGUACGUAAGUCUAAAACGACUCUUCACUUUGUGUGCUGGGUAGGAGACAAUCUCUCUUAGAAAUACUCAAUAUCAUUUAUGUGGUGCUGGCUGGUAAUACCUUUUUGUCUUUAUCUGCAAAAGGAAAAGAGAAAGAAAUUGUUCCAGAGUACUUUGCAUCUUAUUUCCUCUAGGGAAGUCACUGAAGAAGGAGAAAGCCAACAGCAUGCUACAGUAUUAUAUGCUCACGCCCCCCCCCCAAACAUCUCUGUGAUAAUACAAAUACAAGAUGCUGCUGUUGGAUCAGCUGAGCUAGAGUACUGACAAAUGGAUUUUAUGAAAGAAACAAUUUUAAAGAGAUUGCAGCCUAUUCACUAAAAUGAAUACAAUUGCCUGUGUAAAAGUAUUCUCCUUGAUUUAUGUAUUGGAGCCAGAAGCGGUGGCUUGUAUUCCUAUUCUGCCCAUGUUUUUCUUCACUGCCCUAGGCAAACCCCUAUGCAAUUUUGUUUUCCAAUUCUUAAACACGGAGUGAUGCUCUCUAUCAAUGGAAAGCACUUUGUAGUCUAUGAAUAAAGCAGAUCAAUAUUAAAUCUUUUUUUAUUGUAAGUGAAAUAGGCUUGAUAUAGCUGCUCUUAUUUACAUGAUUCUAGGGAAAUGACUCUUGUAAAUAAGGCUUCUUUUUUGUUAUUGGUUUGUCAUAGUUCCUCAGAGAUGCUGAAAUGGGAUGCAUUUCACUUCUGUAAAGACACCUCCAACAAAAGAUGACAGUGCAAAUGUUCCAGUAUUCAUUUCUUAUUUAAGAGCUAGCUAGUAAUUUCAGCAAUCGCACAAACACUUCCUCUUUUUUAUAUUGGAAAUAAGUAGUUAUGAAGAAGGGAACAAAAUAACAUUCACUGGUUCAGCUUCACAAUUUUUCUCUUUUUUGGCCAAGCCUGCAACAGAAUUCCUAGGUAUCAAUUAAGUGAACUGCUGUGUACAGUCACGAUGAUGUAUGCAUGGUAAACAUCAGGUCAACUCACUGCCCAUCUAUGGACACAAAAGAGGUAACCACAUUCCUGGAAGCAAAGGACUCCAAAGGGGAACUCCAGGUUUUCUGGAAAAUUGGCAGGCCACUGAAGAAGAUUCACUCCCAGAGAAGAAACAUUUCAGAUAGUGGCUGGAUGACAAAUGUGUUUUCCUUCCUCAUCACCCCGCAGCUGUUAAAUAUGUUUAGUAGCCAGCUCAAAUGAGCUACUUCGUGUGUAUUGAAUGCAAUUUCCCUUGAUUGCAUUUCUUUUAAAUACUGGACACUCUUCUAAAAGACUUAACAUUUUAGCCUUUUGAAGGUGAAGGAUGUAAAAACUUUAUUUUGUGUUUCUGAGCAAUGUAGAUAGACCUAAAGAUUUCAUGAACUAUCACGUGGUUGCCCAUAUCUGACUAAUAAUUAAAUUGUAAAAUUGCCGUUUCAUAUUAGAGUUAGUCUUUUCACCU
Messenger RNA from Dromaius novaehollandiae (emu), 17205 nucleotides. RefSeq names its product G protein-coupled receptor kinase 5-like. The transcript has 18 exons. Bases 9084 to 9668 code for a protein of 194 amino acids. Lineage: Eukaryota; Metazoa; Chordata; Aves; Casuariiformes; Dromaiidae. Gene Ontology annotation, molecular function: G protein-coupled receptor kinase activity; ATP binding. The record is from RefSeq and is a predicted model, not a curated record. Gene Ontology annotation, cellular component: cytoplasm. Gene Ontology annotation, biological process: signal transduction; regulation of signal transduction; protein phosphorylation.